AGUUGGUAAAAGUGUAUCGCUGUGUUUGGUUUGAGAAAAAUAAAAUCGCUUCUUCGGCAAAUUGCGUAUAAAUCGUGCAGUUUUUUCUUGAAUUUAUACAAAUAAUUUUUUAAUCCGUCAAGAAGGACAAAUCUUUGUGCAAAAAAAAAGAGAAAAAAAAUUUUUUUUUAUAUUUACAAAAGAAUUUAAUAAAGUUAAUUGCCUUUUGAAAACGUGCCGUUGUAUAAGUGAAAUUUAAUUCUAAGGAUACGAAAUCCUUCGUGAAAAACAAGUUGAGUAGACGCACUUCAUUGGAUCGUUGGAUCGUUUACGUUUAUCAGCUGUGCUGUGUUUGUUGUUCUGGGAAAUUACAUAGAACCACUUUCAACUAAGAAACAUGUCACUUUUACGUACUUUGGUGCUAUUGGCAAUCGGUGCUACUGUUACAUUGGCUCAACGGCGCCUAGCCCUACCGGAUCCACGUAGCUGUGCUAAUCGUGUACGUCACGCUACCUAUCGUGAUGCACGUGGUGUUGCGCAUUCAUACUUCUUCAGUUGGGAACAUGCACCUACCCGUAGUCUUGAAGUUGAUUGGCUUGAUGCACGUAAUAUCUGUCGUCGUCAUUGUAUGGAUGCUGUUUCAUUGGAGACACCACAAGAGAACGAGUUUAUUAAACAACGCAUAGCACGUGGUAAUGUACGCUACAUUUGGACUUCAGGUCGUAAAUGCAAUUUCGCUGGCUGUGAUCGCCCUGACUUACAACCACCAAAUGAGAACGGUUGGUUCUGGUCUGGUUCUGGUGCUAAAAUCGGUCCAACAUCUCAACGCAACACUGGCGAUUGGUCUCACACUGGUGGAUACAAUCAACCACAACCCGAUAACCGUGAAGCUGCACAAGGGAAUGAUGAAUCUUGCCUCUCCAUUCUUAAUAAUUUCUAUAACGACGGUCUUAAAUGGCACGAUGUUGCCUGUCAUCAUUUAAAACCCUUCGUUUGCGAAGAUUCUGAUGAACUCUUGAACUUCGUACGCUCACGCAAUCCUGGUGUUCGUCUUUAAGUUCUACUUAAAUGCAUGUAUAAAUAUAUGUGUAUUUGUAUAUAUAUAGCAUAUAUACCGAUUAUGAGUUGUUAUAAAUAGAAGUGGUUUAUUACCAUUAUGACAAAAAAAA
This is a messenger RNA of Teleopsis dalmanni, 1148 nucleotides long. RefSeq lists its product as uncharacterized. The record is from RefSeq and is a predicted model, not a curated record. NCBI's taxonomy places the organism in Eukaryota, Metazoa, Arthropoda, Insecta, Diptera, Diopsidae. Bases 377 to 1036 code for a protein of 219 amino acids. The transcript has 4 exons.